Cylicocyclus nassatus is the source of this 456-nucleotide messenger RNA. The record is from the annotation of a GenBank genome assembly. Lineage: Eukaryota; Metazoa; Nematoda; Chromadorea; Rhabditida; Strongylidae.
AUGCGCCUACCUUGGUGGGGUGAAGGGCCUGCAGUUGGCCUGAGUUCUGUGAUGCUUCAAUUACCAUUCCGUAUGUUAGGUACGAAAUUGCUGUGGUGGACGUGGCACGAUACUGAUCCAACGAUUGAAGACAGAAUGUUCUGGACUCCAUGGAGCUCUUUAUACUUUUAUGCCGCAUGUGCUUGUUCUUUUGUAUGGAUGCUCCGACUAACUAGACGCUUGUUGCUUGAAAAGGAGUAUGACUGGAUGAAAUUCCCAAAGGAGUUGACAUGCUCCUUUCUAACUGGAGUACUGUCGUACUGGCUAGGAACCGCACAGUUUGCUUUGAGCAAAAGAAAAAGGAAGCGAAACAAAAAUAUUGUAGAUGAACUUCAAGCUCACACAUUCCAUCGCUUAGUGAACGGAUGGAUGUGUUAUGCUUUAUUUUGCACUCCAACUUGUUACUACGCACCAUGA